Messenger RNA from Zerene cesonia (dogface butterfly), 5655 nucleotides. It is a transcript of the gene Alk, whose product is annotated as ALK tyrosine kinase receptor. The record is from RefSeq and is a predicted model, not a curated record. NCBI's taxonomy places the organism in Eukaryota, Metazoa, Arthropoda, Insecta, Lepidoptera, Pieridae. Gene Ontology annotation, cellular component: membrane; signaling receptor complex. Gene Ontology annotation, biological process: cell surface receptor protein tyrosine kinase signaling pathway; regulation of neuron differentiation; positive regulation of kinase activity. The transcript is spliced from 31 exons. Gene Ontology annotation, molecular function: transmembrane receptor protein tyrosine kinase activity; ATP binding; protein binding. The coding region runs from base 522 to 5639 and encodes 1705 amino acids.
AGCCCGGGAAUCCGCUGUGUACGAGUUGUCACCUGCGCAGCAUCCCUUCGCUCCUUCAAGAUCGCAUCUAAAGUAAUGAUUAUUUCGGUCCACGGCUGCUUAGUUCCGCAAAUUCCCGUCGCGGCGCUGCAUUCACGGGAGUGGAAAUGUCGGCUUAUAUUUUACAGGCCAGUUAAAACGUAAUUUUAGAUCUGAAAAAUUAAAUAAAAUCUCACGACAUCACCAAUUGUAUUUCCAUCGUCCGCGUAAUUGUUUAAAGACGUUGAAGUGGCCGUUAGGGGUCGAGUGUCGCGAUUCCGACGUAGGGACAUCGUCGUCCAUUUAUGAGAUUUCCUGGGACAUGGAGGCCAGAAGGAUUGUGCUAAUUUUAUUAGAAUAGCCCGCGUUGUUUUGUGUAAAAUGUGCACGUUUAUGUUGUUAAUGUUUCGAUACAACGUUCCGCACUGGCGGGAUUCCAACAAAACGUUAUUUACCGUGAUUUGCGACAGUCUUCGCUAACUAAUGUGGACACACCGAGUCCGAUGAUCCGCUUCGACAGUAUAUUUGAUGCGGAAAAUGUUAAUCGUUGUAACUGCAAACUGCACCGCUGCGAGGCGAGCCCACGCGAUAACCAUUUAAACACGACACUAAUGGAGUUUGUAAGAUUCCUCCUCCUCAUCGCCGUCGUAGCGACCGUGGGCGCUGAGCAAUAUGAUCUCGAAACAAAAGAUAAAGCGAAGGCGUCCCUGGCGGCGAAAAAGGAGCAAAAGUCGAGGUCGGCGGCGCCGGAGCCCGAGCGCGGCUCCUUCCAGCGGCUGACGAGCCUCAUGAACAGGAGCGAGGAGAUGGCGAACCGCCGCCGUGGGAAGCAGCUCAUCAACAAGCUGAUGCAGCUGGGCCCAAGAAACACGCACGAUAAUAUGAUGAAUGACAAUGAAGGCGCAAUAGCGACGAACCAGAAGUCGAUAGGCGAUAACGACACGAACUCCUUGACGAAGAAGAUGAAGGAGUUACGUAGAGGCGAUCCCACGUAUGAAGCGCUGUCGAAGAACACAUACGUGCCGCAAGUGACUGGUGUGUUCUGUAACUUCGAACUGACGAAUGGAUCGUUGGACAUGUGCAUGUGGCAAUGGAACUCCACGGUGUCCAGCCAUGGGUUGGGAUUCAGGGUUGUGACUGCGGCUGAUGUGGAAGAAAUGAACAGGACGACGCAAGGUUUGAAGUUCUCCGCGCCCCCGGCUGACGCUGAUUAUAAUAAGGAUGGACAUUUCCUUUACCUUCCUGUAGAUCCAACGAUGGAAAAUAUGGUGAUCAAAUCCCCGCCGUUCCGCGGGUUGCGUGAAUUCUGCAAGUUUGAAGUGAAGCUGCAUCAGAGCAAGAUGCAAAAUGCAAGCAUCAGACUCGUUUCCGAAUCCACAUUUUCCGAAGUGCAGUGGAUCCUUCAAGAAUAUGCUGGCAAUAAUGAAAAACUGUGGUUACCAAUGAGGUUCAUGAUAGGGAAAGUACAACAAGAGGUCCGGAUAAUAAUAGAGAUAACGCGGCCAAAUUACGUGAGCGUGGCGCAGGUACUACCACACAUUGCGAUAGACAACAUACGCAUGGUGGAGUGUUUACCAGAGCCGCCGGUUUACAAUGGCGAGUGUCAGACUAGACAACUCAAGUGCAAGGUUAUGAAGAAAGAGUCAUGUAUCAAGAUGCAACAGAUUUGCGACUUGGUGAAGGAUUGCGACGAUGGUUCAGAUGAACAGCAGAGUUGUGAUAAAAUGCCCUAUGGGUCAUAUUGUAAUUUUGAACAAGAUGCAUGCGGUUUCGAAAAUGUCCCGCAGCCAAUCCUAAAAUGGUCUAGACACAGUGGUCCAACGCCCACAGACAAAACAGGUCCAAACUACGACCACACUUGUGGACCUCCCAACCUCUUGUACACGACCGCAAAUCCCAUAAUCCCGCUAUCCCCAGCCCAUAGGAAUUACUCGUUGUCCGUCUGUCUUGGUUAUUAUUUCUUUGUUAAUAUGAACGUUACUGGACCAAAUAAGAAGAAACCGGAUUUCGCGUCAACUGCAGUUAUGAAAACUGUUAUAUUCAACCCUCCACCUAAAGUACAUGGCAAUAUCACGUCGAGAUAUUAUAAUUGUUGUACGAUACGAUUCUAUUAUCAACAAAAUGGCCGAAACUAUGGCUCCUUGAGUGUUGACGUCGUCGAACUCACUUCUCGAGGUAAUAUAACUACUUCUCUCUGGUUCUCGACCAAAGACAAAGGAGAGAACUGGUAUAGAGCUGCCAUUUUCUUACCCAAUAUUACUAGCAGAUACUAUCUUCUAUUCAAGACAAGAAUGGGUAUGAGGAUAUAUUCAGAUUCAGCUAUAGAUGAUUUCUCAAUGUCUCCCGAAUGUUUUGGUUUGAAUAUAAAUGCGACAGAACUGGGAGAUUAUAAUUAUUACGAUCCAGUGUUUGAGGAGAAAACCACGCCGCACGCUGAUUUUGCUGAAUCUACAAUGUACCGCUUCACAACAUGCGGUGCGACCGGCCGAUACGGGCCCAACCAAACAAUGUGCGAUAUCGCAUACAACAAUACGUCUGUGUCAGUUAACGUGGUGCAAUCCACCCCCUACGCUGGUAUACAGGUGUGGGAGGUGCCCAAUGAGGGGUUGUAUACGAUAAUAGCGACAGGUGCGUCUGGAGGUCUGGGCUCAAUGUGGGCAGGUGUGUCCCACGGGGCACAAGCCCGCGGUCUGUUCGAGUUGCAUCGCGCUGAGAAAAUAUACAUGCUCGUGGGGCAACAGGGGCAGAACGCCUGCAAGAAGACGCUAUCAGCCCAAGAGAGCCACGAGAUUAGUAUUCUUGGUAAAAACGGUCGUCCCGUACCCCUUCUAGUCGGCGGUGGGGGUGGGGGUAUUUCCGUGGGGGUUUUCCGGGACGAUAAUUCCCAACAUGCCCGGGGAAGGACGAAUGCUACUCCGGAGUCGGGGUAUAUGUAUGGACAGCCGGGGCGAACUUCUGGUGCUGGCGGGGGUUGGGCGGGUCGGCGAGGUCCACUCACGCCGGGGUUCGAGCUGGUCCGCGGAGGCGCGCUGCAGGAGGGGGGGUGGCUUGGUGGUAGUACUCACGAAGGCGUUGGCCAGCACGGUGAAGGCGGCUGGUCCUAUAUUGAUAAUGUUCGAGCUAUUAAAGACUACAGCUCUGCGGGAGUCGCAUUGCGUACUGGGCCAGGAGAAGUUCUUAUCAUUCCGGCUAUACAUGCCUGCGGUUGCAACUAUCGCUGUGUGGCUAUGAACGAAUACAGAAGCGAAGUGAAAUGCUACUGCCCAGCCUCGUGGGCUACUGAUGCUAAUGAUGCUACUAAAUGUAUAUUGGAAGAAGCCUGGUCCCAGGGCUGGUGGAUUCUUAUCAUAGUUCUAUGCGUCAUUGGAUUUGUUUGCAUGGUCACUGUGCCGUGCGUGUGUCUGCAUUUGUAUAACAAAUACCAGCGUAAAAAAGAAGCCGAGUUGCAUCAAAAGCGUCUCCGCGAACAAGCGGUGCAACUGCACAACCUGCCCGCUGCCCCCGAUGGGGCACUGGGCAUGGCGUUCAACCCCCACUACGGGAGCGAGACCUUCUGCCCCUUGGGGGUAGAUGUGAAGGGGUUGCCCCAAGUGGCGAGGGAGAAACUGAAAUUGAUAAAGGCUCUCGGCCAGGGUGCCUUCGGCGAGGUCUACCAGGGCCUGUACAAGCACCAGCCGGGCGACACGGUCGAAAUGCCAGUUGCUGUGAAAACUCUGCCGGAAUUGUCUACUGGCCAAGCAGAAUCUGACUUCUUGAUGGAAGCCGCUAUUAUGGCGAAAUUCAAUCAUCCCAAUAUUGUGCAUAUAAUUGGGGUCUGCUUUGAUCGGCAUCCGAGGUUCAUAGUGCUAGAGCUCCUGGGAGGGGGAGACCUGAAGCAAUUCCUGCGCGACAACCGGCCCAAACCGGAUCGAGCCAGUGCGCUCACUAUGAAGGACCUCAUACUUUGCUCGCUCGACAUAUGCAAGGGCUGCAAGUACUUGGAGUCGCAACGGUUCAUACAUCGGGACAUAGCGGCCCGCAAUUGCCUACUAACGUCCCGCGGGCCGGGCCGCGUGUGCAAGAUCGCGGACUUCGGCAUGGCGCGGGACAUCUACCGCGCGGACUACUACCGGAAGGGCGGGAAAGCGAUGCUGCCGAUAAAAUGGAUGCCGCCGGAAGCGUACAUAGAUGGCGUGUUUACUGUUAAGACGGAUGUCUGGUCCUUCGGGGUGCUCCUGUGGGAGGUGUUCUCCCUCGGCGUGAUGCCGUACACGGGCUGCUCCAAUCGGGAGGUGAUGCAGUUGGUCUCUGGUGGUGGCAGGCUUGAUAAGCCUUAUGGUUGUCCCGCGGACGUGUACCGUCUCAUGUGCGAAUGCUGGAACCCCAACCCCGAAGAGAGACCCUCCUUUGCGCAGAUGUUCGAUAGACUGCAGAGAUUCUUGCAGGAUCCAGAAAUAACGAGCGCCCCCCUCCCAAUGAUGAGGUCACUCAUACCUCUCACUCACGACUAUUUCGACCACCUCAACGGAAUGCCGCGGUCGUCAGCGUGUGACUACCUCGUGCCGAUGCCGCCGCAGGAGCAGACGACGGACGAUAGCCCAACGGAUCCGUUGGUACCUCAUAGCAAAGCGCCAACGGCGACAUCGGACAGCCAAGAAAUGGAGGAUUCACCAUAUCCACCUCUACUGAAAGCAUCACCAGAAUAUGGCAACAUUCGGGCAACGGCCGCGGCCGCGAGCGCACGUCGCGAGGCCUGCGCUGCUUCCGCCGCAGAGACGAGGAACAGCACAAAGUUUCUGCCGUCUAAUUCCACCGACAGGUUGCUAAGUUCAGUAGAAGUGGCAUCUAUGGACGAGGACUCACCGUCAGAGACAGACAAACCGGCCAUCUGGGAGACGUCGUUUAUAGAAAAGAAAAGCGCCUCAGAGAAGGCGCCGAGCAUCGAACCUGGACCCACUGUUGAAAAGUUAAUAAGCAUCACCCCCACCUCACCAAAGCCACCAGAGAAUGUGCUGUCACUUGCAAUAGAAUCGAAAGCAGACAAUAAAAUAUUACCCGAUAAGAACAAAACAAACCCCGACAAGAAAAUUCCGGAUAAAAAUAAAAACACCCUCACAAUUGAUAAGAAAACCGCUCCAAUAGCCUCGCCAGACCCCCCUCGAAUCAACGCAUGGGCCAAAGAACCACCGAAAUUAGUCCCUAAACCGAAACCCCUGUGUCUAGAUGCAGCACAGCUGGAGCAAAACCUAAACGCACUAAAAAAGAACAGUGGAUCUGUCAACCUGACAACCAUGAAUAUUCUACCCCCUUACAUAAAUGUCGUAACUCCAAACAAACUGUCGGAGUCGAAAACAAUCCAAAUAGACCCCAAAAAGGCAGUUAUUCACGACUUACCAACAGUUACAGAGCAAAGCGAUGAGAAAUCAAAACUAAAACAGUCAAGUUCCGCUGCAAGUUUGUUAAAUGGACCCCUGACGGAUGUGCCGUACGCUGAUAGCGAUAACACUUCAUCCGGUUCCGGUAGCAUGCAGGGAAACUCGAGAAAUAAAAGUUAUCCCGACAUAAAUAUCGUGAAUAGUAAGAGCAAAGUCAAAAAACAGGGUAGCGAGGGCGAUAAGGUCGAUGUCGAAAUCAGUUGUUAAACCGUUAGCCGAAAAA